UACUCCAGGGUCACGUCGCUACAUGUCCGUCAAGCUCAGCACAUUCGAAGUAAAUGUGUACAGGGAUAUCUUUUUUUUUUUUCUUUCUUUCUUGAACAAGGUUAUAGACUGAACUGUUUUGAUGGACUGUGUGGAUCAAAGUAACGCAAAUGCAGAAGCACCCUCCGUUAUCGACCGAUAUUAUACACGGUGGUACAGAGCAGAUAUGAAGGGUAAAGCAUGUGAGGAUCACUGCAUCUUGCAACAUUCAAACAGGUUGUGUGUUGUUACCUUAGCUGAGACCCACCCAAUCCUUCAAGAAGGACGCACUAUCAAGAGCAUCAAUUACCAGAUCAGUAAUGGCUGCAGUCGCUUGAAGAAUAAAGUGUCUGGAAAGUCUAAACGGGGGGCACAGUUUGUUACAGACUUUGCACCGUUGUGCAGAAUAACAUGCUCAGAUGAGACAGAGUACACAAUAUAUAGUUGCAUAAGGGGACGGCUUCUGGAGGUUAAUGAGAACAUUUUGGAAACGCCAAACCUCUUGAUAGAAAAGCCGUCCACAGAAGGAUACAUCGCCGUCAUCCUUCCAAAGUUUGAGGAAAGCAAGAGCAUCACCGAACACCUCUUGACGAGAGAAGAGUUUGAGGGCGUCGUCUCCAAACGCAGUGUGUCACAACCCUCCUCAUAGGGCAUCUAAGACUAAAAUUUUCUGGGAGAGAUUUAGUUUUUUUUCUUUAAGUAUGUUUCCCACCUUCAUUCUCCCAGUUGGUUCAAGACAAAGACUGAGAAAAUGGACUGAAUCCACCUCCUGAGGAGAAGCUUUUGCUAAAGAAGCACUUUGCCUUCAGUUUUUCUCCCAAUUACAAAGACUCCAGAGUUUUUUUGUUUUAUGUCCCAAGCUUCAGAAAGCUCUAAUUUAGAAUGUAUGUUAUUAUAAAAGAAGAAAGAAUGAAG
This is a messenger RNA of Cyprinodon variegatus (sheepshead minnow), 933 nucleotides long. Its product is annotated as protein Simiate-like. Gene Ontology annotation, biological process: regulation of filopodium assembly; regulation of actin filament polymerization; dendrite morphogenesis. Gene Ontology annotation, cellular component: lamellipodium; nucleus; filopodium tip. NCBI's taxonomy places the organism in Eukaryota, Metazoa, Chordata, Actinopteri, Cyprinodontiformes, Cyprinodontidae. Gene Ontology annotation, molecular function: actin monomer binding; actin filament binding. The transcript is spliced from 6 exons. The record is from RefSeq and is a predicted model, not a curated record. Bases 122 to 667 code for a protein of 181 amino acids.